AUGUCCACCGGUACUCUCAACCAAUACAUCCAGUUUGUAGAGCGAGUUUAUAGGACUUCUCAAGGAAAUAUACUGGCACGUUUGUUAUCUCUGCGAGAUGAACACGUAGGAAACAGAAAUUUGCGAUCUAGCGAUAUAGCAACUCUGGUGGAAGGGAAUUGCAUAGCUCCUCUUGAUGAGAUGAUUAUUUGCCACUUGCAAUGUGUAAAGGCUUUAUAUGCUAGGGACUUUAUGGGAGCAUAUGAUAAUCAAAGUGCAUUUGUAGCUGCCGUUGUUAGACUUUUACAAGGACAAAAAGAGGAAAAUUGGGCACUGCCUCUUAUGUACACUGUAUGUUUAGAUUUAAGACUUGUUGCGCAAAAAGCUGAAGGAUGUGAUCCACAAAGCAAUGGCAAAAUAUUAGAGAAAGCAGCAGAGAGUCUUCUAGCAUGUUUCAGGGUGUGUGCCGCAGAUAAUAGAUCAUCUGAUACUGAAACAAAGAAAUUAGGGAUGUUGAACCUUGUAAACCAACUUCUUAAAGUCUAUUUUCGUAUAAAUAAAUUGCAUUUAUGCAAACCCCUUAUAAGGGCAAUUGACUCAUCACCAUUCAAAGACCAGUUCCCAUUGGCUCAACAGAUUACAUACCGGUAUUUUGUUGGACGUAAAGCCAUGUUUGAUUCUGAUUACAAAUCGGCAGAUGAGUAUUUGUCAUAUGCAUUUCAGAAUUGUCAUAGAAAGAGCAACAAGAACAAGAGACUGAUUUUAACUUACCUUAUCCCAGUGAAAAUGCUGCUAGGUUUCAUGCCAUCAAAACUUUUACUUCAGAAAUAUGACUUAAUGCAAUUCUGGGAUUUGGUUUCUGCAGUAAAGGAUGGAAAUUUGAGAGGCAUUGAUCAGGUGAUGGAAGAACAUGAAAGUUUCUUCAUUCGAGCAGGCAUAUACUUGAUUGUGGAAAAGUUGAAGAUAACAGCAUACAGAAAUUUAUUUCGUAAAGUGUAUUUAUUGGAAAAUACCCACCAGAUUGAUAUUGCAAGCUUUGAAGCAGCAUUACAAAUAAUGGGACAAGAGGAUGUAGAUUCAGAUGAAACCCAAUGUAUUGUAGCUAACCUUAUUUAUGAUGGAAAAAUAAAAGGGUAUAUUUCCUAUCAACAUAAGAAAGUGGUUGUUAGUAAGCAAAAUGCAUUUCCACCCUUGUCUAGUUUGUAUUAA
This is a messenger RNA of Parnassius mnemosyne (clouded apollo), 1188 nucleotides long. Lineage: Eukaryota; Metazoa; Arthropoda; Insecta; Lepidoptera; Papilionidae. The record is from the annotation of a GenBank genome assembly.